Molecule: messenger RNA, 468 nt
Organism: Musa acuminata AAA Group (dessert banana)
Lineage: Eukaryota; Viridiplantae; Streptophyta; Magnoliopsida; Zingiberales; Musaceae
Exons: 1
Coding region: 1-468 (155 amino acids)
Source: RefSeq, a predicted model, not a curated record
AUGGAUGUCAGUGACGAUGGCGAAGGCUCUCUCGAGGUCGGCACAACCGGCACCAUUGGCUCCCUGAUGACUCGAGAAUUAGAAUCCAUGAAGCGCUCGGAACAAGCAUCUUCUUCUGCUCGAAGAAGACAACAAACAGGUCCCGUCUUCGUACCCUGCGGUGCUGCUCCUGGGAAAGCAUCGCGAAGGAGAAAUCAAGCAGAUGGAUGUGGCAGCAGCGGCAGCAGUAUCGGGCAGGAUCACUGCGCGGAUGCUCAGAAACGCCGACACAGCACACGCAAAAAUGGCCAUCGAGUUCCGAUAUUAGGGUCUGGUGACAGUCCCAUGGCUCGGAACUCUGGUACGGAUAAGGUGGAGAAGAAAGGCCACGGUUACACUGUGGAAGUUGUCGAUCUGAAGUGCAGCAACCCGAUGAGCAACCGGCUCAAGAAGCUCAGCUUCUCCAAGCUCUCCGAAUCCAUCUCCUAG